Molecule: messenger RNA, 1324 nt
Organism: Argentina anserina (silverweed cinquefoil)
Lineage: Eukaryota; Viridiplantae; Streptophyta; Magnoliopsida; Rosales; Rosaceae
Product: putative fasciclin-like arabinogalactan protein 20
Exons: 1
Coding region: 136-1185 (349 amino acids)
Source: RefSeq, a predicted model, not a curated record
AGUUCCCGCCAAAAAGGAUUAACCGCCCUCCAUAAAUUCUAACCUCCCCUCUCCGACUUUCUCUCGGAUUCUGUUUCACUCUCACACUCACACUCUCUGCAUUUCGCUAACCGAUUUUUUCUUGAAGCUUCUUCAAUGACGUCGCCGCCGAUCACCACCGUCGCUCUCCUCCUCCUCACCUCCCUCAUCUCUCUCUCCUCUGCUCUCCCCUCCGCCAGCAUCCUCAACGGCGCCGACGCCCUCUCGGAUUCCGGCCACCUCUCUAUGGCUCUCACCCUCGAGGCCAUCUCUCAGAGCCUCGUCCUCAAGUCGCCGACGGUCACCAUCUUCGCGCCGCCGGACGCCUCUUUCAGGCGAUUCGGCCAGCCCUCUCUCUCGCUCCUCCUCUCUCACUUUGCCGCCAUCGCCCUCCCUCUCCAAACCCUAAGGUCCCUCCCCGCCGGCACCAAAAUCCCGACGCUCCAGUCCGGCAACUCACUUAUCGUGACCUCGCCGAGCUCCGGUACCGAGAUCUCUCUCAACGGCGUCAGAGUCACAACCGCCGCCACGCCGAUCUACGACGACGGCUUCCUCAUCAUUCUGGGAGUCUUGGAGUUCUUUGACCCGAGCUUUGUUCCCGCCCCGACCCGAGUUCCAUCGUCGGAUCACUUCUGCGGCUCGGCUUCACCGAACGGCUCGAUCGGUUUUCCGGCGACGGCUUCUUCGUUCGACGGAGCCAAAGGCGCUUUGAGGUCUGAAGGAUACACCGUGAUGGCUUCAAUUCUAGAUCUGCAACUAGCGGCGUUCCAGAACUCUCCGAGUCCGUUGACCAUCUUUGCUCCGGUUGACCAAGCCGUCGAGAAUCCUCUGGUAGACCCCUCGGUCUUUCUACGACACGUCGUUCCUUGCCGACUCUCCUGGUUCGAUUUGGUCAAUCUCAUCGAAGGCACGGAGCUACCUACCUACAUGAAGGGCUUCACUAUCAAAAUGUCCAGAUCCGGCGACGUUUUGCUGCUAAACGAAGCUCCGGUGUACUAUCCCAACCUCUACUACGGCGGCUCCAUCGCGGUUCACGGCCUUCAGGAUAGCCUUGUGGUGCCGGCACAGUCUCAAGAAGAAGCUGCAGAUGAGUCUGAGUCUUCACCUGAACAACAAGCUGGGAGUGAAGCCGGCGAUGAUUCACCGGAUAUUGAUAGUGAAUUUUGAAGCCGUGUAACUGAGGUCAGAGAUUCUGAUGAAUACAAGCUCCUGUAUUCUGAUGAAUUAGAUUCAAGCAUUUGUUUUUGCCGGUGUUAAAUUUAGGGUUUGGCUUUCUAAUUUUCUGUUCAUCUGUUCUGAAUUCGAU